CAGAAAGAGGGCUUCAAACAUGAAGCUAGGUUUCACAGAAGAUGAACGUCAAGCUAACAGUGUUAGAUAACAUCAACAGCAUCCUGUGUUGUGGAGCUUUAGAGCCGUUAAACACGACGCAAACGAUGCUCUUUUCGGAGCUGUGUGGUCAACUGAUAGCGGUGAGGAACGGUGUCGCUAAUAAACGGCUAGUGUAACGUCACCUCGCGGUUAAAAUACCCGCACCUGCGGCGGUUUGAUCUGGCACCAUGAACCGGACCAAGCUCAAGAAAGCCAAGACUCCUGGCCUGCAGGGUCAGAGGAACAUCUCGUCCUUCUUUUCCUCUCGGAACCAUCACAAGGCCUCGUCGUCUUCCCCAAAAUUCACCAGAGCUGCUCUCGCCAGGACUGAACCUCUGGUGAAAGAUGUUGACGCCUCUGCAUUCAGACCCCAUUCCCCCUUGACGAGGAGUGUCCUUGGGGAACUUGUCCUGCUGUCCUCGCCGGAUCUUCUCUGUGUGCCCGAGACCCCCAGCAGUCAGAUCAGGCCCGCUUCCCCUCCUUCUUCCAGAAGUCCACUGAGCCCCCGGCCCAGCAGAGAGCCGGCGAGCCGGUUUGAGCUCGGCCAACUUUCCCCCAUCUGUCGCAGCCCUCGCUCCAAAGGUCAGCGUGCACGGAGAGAAAUGACCGAGGAGGGAAGGAGGACCAAGCGGGAAGAGGGAUGUUCCGACUCCGUAAAAAGAGUCAUCAGCCUUCAAGAGUGUCACAGUGCCAAGAGGCCGAGAAAUGUCAAUACACGGCCUCAAAGAACUGCCCUCAGCCCCACGGGUGGAGAUCUGAAGGGAGCGAGGCCUGGGAUUUCGAAGACGCCUCAUUGUUCAAGCGACCAGUCUGAGAGGUCAGAGGGUCACCGCAGAGGUACUGAAGUGGUCUUCGAUGAUGACAACAGCUCUUUGGGGGAGCAGAGAAACCACCAGAGUAAGAUAAACGAAUAUGAGACGGAUUCCGGUUUUACUGUGAUAACGGAGCAGAAAGCAACUGCGGUGAAGGACACUCGGCCUCUCAUGGCUCAGGUGCACAGACCUCGCGCUCAGACUGUCGCACCUGCAACGAAGAGAAGUGCAAAGGGCGGAGAGAUCGACCGCAACGAGGCCGGAGCUACGGUAACGGCAACGACCUUAUCGACUGAAGGCGGACACAAUGCGACCUCUUCGGAUCAGGACCGAGCUGCAGAAAAAACAGGAGAGACGCCAUCGUGUCCGGCGGAGGACGUGUUGGACGAGAGCUGGUUUUCAGAGCAGAUGGACCAAAGUGAAGCGCUCGUCAAAGAUGAUAAAUCCAAAAAACUCCGUAAGGUGCCAGACCAUGUGAUCCUUUCUGGAGGCCUAAACAACCGCUACUGGGUUCUAGAUGUGGAGGAGCGGCCUGGCCUCAAAACGCUGACCAUCUCAUGCUCCACAUCUCUCCAUCCAACGGAAACGUGUCUGUUGAAAGAUGGAUGGGACGCGACGCCUGUUUGCUGUGGCGAUGUGGUGCACCUAGAGGGUCGCUCUGACGCUGGAUCGUGGGUGGUGGGCAGGGAGCAGGGCUUCCUGGUUUUACUCCCCGAUAGUCUCAUCUCGGGUACCAGCAUCUCAAACUCCAUCCGGUGCAUGAGGCGUGCAGUACUGGGAGAGAUGUUCAAGAGUUUUGACGGGGGCUCGAAGCAAAUGCUGAACGGCACCAUGGUCCAUGAAGUCUUCCAGAAAGCGGCUACAGCCAAAGAUUUCUCCUUGGAGACGCUGUCCAAGAUGGCUGACCAAGCCCUGUGCCGCCCUCAGUACUUAGGAGACAUGUACAGUUUGGGUGUAAGUCAGGAAGAGAUGAAGCAGGAACUGCAUGAUUAUCUGCCCUCGCUGGAACAUUGGGCAAAGGAGUACCUGAGCUCACCAACACCCAAAGCCAUCAGUUUAAAAAUAUGUCAGGACUCGGCAACCGUUGUCACGAUAGCAGAGCUGGCAGACAUAGAAGAGAACGUGUGGUGUCCGAGAUUUGGCCUGAAAGGGAAAAUCGACGUCACGGCGCGGGUUCGAAUUCAAAAGCCACGAAGCGGCAGCCGCGGAGCGUCGGAGGAGAGGACCGUACCCCUGGAGCUGAAGACGGGGAAGGAGUCGAACUCGAUAGAACAUCGGAGUCAGGUGAUUCUUUACACUCUGAUGAGCUCAGAGAGAUACCAUUCUGAAGCCGGCCUCCUGCUUUACCUCAAGACUGGCAACCUGCACCCUAUAGUGGCCACACACAUGGACCGCAGAGAGCUGCUGAAGCUGAGGAACACCCUGGUCCAUCACAUUCACACCUGUGUGGAGAAACAAGACAAGCGUAGCCGUUUGUCUAAACUUCCCGACAUCCUGACAGACAGACGGACCUGCCAGUAUUGUCCUCAGCAGAGAAACUGUGCUUUGUAUGAGAGGGCGCUCGAUGACGGGUCCGCAGACGACUGCGAGGACGUCGUGCGUGACUUCCUCCAGCAGGAGACGGGUCACCUGAUCCCACCGCAGCUGAGCUACUUCUCCCAUUGGCUGCUGCUCUGCUGCCUCGAGGCGGCCAGCAUGGAGGCCAAGAAUGGCCGAAAGCGAGUGUGGCUUCAGACGGCGGAGGAGAGUGAGAAGACUGGGAGCUGCGUGGGCAAUGUGCAGGUCAGUGGGCCAGUGACCGCGCAGGCUGGUGGUGUUUUCCUCCAUCGUUUCCAGCGAAGCAGCGCGGCGCCACAGGACGGGUUGGCCAGCAGUGGAUUGGCCGUCGGGGAUCGCGUCGUCGUCAGCGACCAGACAGGUCGACUGGUCGGCUUGGCAACAGGAUACCUGUGUGAGGUCAGCGAGACGUCGAUCGGCUGCACGCUGGACAGAGACCUGUCCAAGUUCGGUGGCGUGUUGUUUCGAUUGGAUGGCGAUGAAGGCGUGGUGGGCCUCAGCACUCACCUCACCAAUCUCUCCCGGCUGAUGGAGAACUCUGGGGACAGCGAUCGUCUGAGGGAGCUGGUUGUUGACCUUCGACCUCCAGAGUUUAUUGACAGCCUGAGUUCUGUUCUGCCAAUAGCCGCCAAGGACACGGUGGCCAACAUCCUCAAAGGUCUCAACCACCCCCAGAAGCAGGCCAUGAAGAAGGUGUUGUUAUCUAAAGACUACACGCUGAUUGUCGGCAUGCCAGGCACGGGCAAAACCACAACCAUCUGCACCCUGGUUCGCAUCCUUCACUCCUGUGGCUUCAGCGUGUUGCUGACCAGCUACACCCACUCGGCGGUUGACACCAUCCUGCUGAAGCUGAAGCGCUUCCGAGUUGGGUUCCUGCGUCUCGGGCAGGGGCAGAAGGUCCAUCCAGACAUCCUGCCCUACACGGAGGAAAGCGCCAGAAAGAAGGGAGUUCACGCUCUGUCCGAGCUGGAGCAGCUGUAUAACAAGGAGCUGGUAGUGGCGACCACCUGUAUGGGCAUCAAGCAUCCCAUCUUCACACGUCGCCGGUUUGACUUCUGCAUCGUCGAUGAAGCGUCACAGAUCAGUCAGCCCAUCUGUCUGGGACCGCUGUUCUACGCCAAGAGAUUCGUCCUGGUGGGAGAUCACCAGCAGCUGCCACCAAUAGUACAAAAUCAGGAGGCGAGGUCACUGGGGAUGGACGAAAGUCUUUUUAAGCGUCUGGAGCUCCACGGUGACGCAGUGGUCCAACUCAAUGUACAGUACCGGAUGAACAGGCAGAUAAUGUCCCUCAGUAACUCCCUGAUGUACGAGGGUCGGCUGGAGUGUGGAUCGGAGAGGACGGCCACGGCGCUGCUCGCCCUGCCCUUCCUGCGCUCGGUCCAGUCGGAGCUUACUUCCUACGCCGAGUCCCAUCCGCAGCACGACCUGGCCUGGAUUCAAGCCGCAUUGUUGCCCAGCAGCCCCGUUUGCUUCCUAGAUUGCUCCAUGGUGCCGGCACUGGAGUGUGUGGAGAACAGAGGUGUUAGCAAUCACACCGAGGCGGCUCUCAUACACAGGUUGCUUUCACUGCUGAUGAAGGCAGGGUGUAAGCCCAGUGAUAUAGGAGUUAUCGCCCCCUACAGGCAGCAGUUAAAGAGCAUCUCUGCCCUGCUGCAGUCCUCUGUGUUCAGCGGUGUGGAGGUGAAUACGGUGGACAAAUACCAAGGGCGGGACAAGAGUGUGAUCGUAUUUUCUUUUGUCAGGAGCACUGCAGAUGAAGGAAAUUUGGGAGAGCUGUUGAAGGACUGGCGCCGCCUCAAUGUAGCCAUCACCAGGGCGAAACACAAGCUGCUGAUGGUGGGCUCCAUCACAACGCUACGACGCUACGCACCUGUGGAGAAACUACUCAACCACCUGCAGCAAGGGAACAUGAUAUCCUUUAACUACAAAUUAACCUUUAAUUCUGUCAGGGCUGCAACAACGAAUCGAUAAAAUCGAUUAUUAAAAUAGUUGCCAGCGAAUUACAUUAUCGAUUCGUUGUGUGGCGCGAUUAUUACGGUAUCAAAAUUAUUUAUUUUUUGAGUAUCAAAAGAGUUGAGUUGAGCGCAGACUGACGCAGGAGAAGAAAGAGCGGAGCGGAGGGAGAGCAGAGACAGAAAUAAUAUAUAGAAUAAUUAUCAACAGAUUAAUCGAUUCUCAAAAUAAUCGUUAGUUGCAGCCCUAAACUCUAGUAAUGUAUUGCAAAUGUCGGUGGAGGCUACAAGACUGCUUCUAAACCGCUUUUUAAUCAUUUAACCUGUGUUCUUGUUGCAUGUCGUCAUAGAGAACAAAACGUUUUGCCUGAACCCUUACUCCACAUUAUCCAGCUCCCGCCAGCUGCCCACACAGCCUUACCGAGCGUGUUCCUGUGAUGGAGCCGCUGGUGUUUCGGGUCACCUGUCUGCAGAGCAGCCAGCCGCCGUGGGUCACCUCAUCGGGGCAGAGGUCCUGUGGUUCUGUGCCAAUCUGCAAACUGAAUGACCUCAAGGGUGGGAUCAGAAGUCCUUGCUCUCUUGUCCAUCUUUGAACUAAAUAAAUAUAACAAUAUUG
Molecule: messenger RNA, 4997 nt
Organism: Pseudoliparis swirei
Lineage: Eukaryota; Metazoa; Chordata; Actinopteri; Perciformes; Liparidae
Gene: dna2
Product: DNA replication helicase/nuclease 2
Exons: 24
Coding region: 249-4400 (1383 amino acids)
Biological process (GO): replication fork reversal
Cellular component (GO): cytoplasm
Molecular function (GO): single-stranded DNA helicase activity; 5'-flap endonuclease activity
Source: RefSeq, a predicted model, not a curated record